UCAUAAUUUUUACAGCUGUUGAGAAAACUCACGAAAUUGAUGAGAACAAAGCUCAAAAUGUCUCAAAUAAUAUAAUAAUUGCCGCAGAAAAUGGUUGUAAGAAUAUUCUGAAGCCAAAUUGUGGUGAGGAUACCUUAUUUAUCGAAAAUACUAAUAUCAAGUCAGUUAACAACGAGAAGGGUCUUGACAACAAUAAUAACGUAACAUAUCAAAAUGGUAACUCCUGCGGAAGUCACGAUGAAGUUCGAACAUUAUUCGUUAGUGGCAUACCAAUGGACGCAAAACCCAGAGAAUUAUAUUUGUUAUUUAGGAAUUUUAAAGGAUACGAGAAUUCAUUGCUCAAAGUCACCAAUAAAUUAGGCAAAAAUCUUUCGCCCGUUGGUUUUAUAACUUUUAAAACAAGAAUAGAUGCCGAAAACGCCAAAAUGCAACUACAGGGAAUCAAGUUUGAUCCCGAAUCAUGUCAAACAUUGAGACUUGAAUUUGCCAAAACAAACACGAAAGUAGCCAAACCUAAAUCCAAUAACAAUAUCAUAAAUAUGAAUAAUGGCAUUUCAAAUUUAAUCAAUGGCAAUUACAAUAAUUUACAUAUUGAUAACACCUUAAGCAAAUUACCGAACAAUAUAGUGCAAACUAAUAACGCUUACCCCAAAAUAUAUUUGAAUCCAAACACUAACUCCUUAUUGCGUCAACUGAAUAACGAUAUAAAUAUAAACAAUAUUCAUCAAAUUAAACCUUCAAACCUACAGUUAAAUAUGCCUCAGGUACUUAAUUGUCAACCAGGCUAUCUACGAUCUAUUAACUCAAAUGAGCUGAGUUCAACAUUGGUAGCAACUCCUAACGAAGGACUCAUACAUCACUUUUAUGCUGACUUUGGUUCUAAUAACGCUUCUCCGCAAUGUUCAAUGCAACAUUCGCCAUCUCUUCCCACAUACAUACCUCUCAUAUCGGGAGACUAUUUAUUAACUCAUCCUAAGUCCAUCAUCCAAGUUCCUCUUGGGUCAAGUAUGAUGGACUAUAAAAACCAGACAUAUUUUGCCAGUAUCAAUGGGAUGGAAAAUAACACUAUUCAUUAUUUAAACGGCGAUGAUAAUGUUUCUAAUAAUAAUCACGAAUGCAACAACAUUAACUCGAAUCUGUAUUACGAUAUUGUUAACAACAAUCAAUUAUCUUUGUUCAAAAACAGAGCUUAUUCCCAAGAAGAAAGCGAUUCAAUUAACGAGACAGAUCAGACAAAUGAUUGUGAUUUGCCACAAAAUAUGCGUAUUACAGAUGUUUUAGAUGUUGAUCAAAAAGAAAAUCUCAACCCUCAAUAUAAAAGUAUUAAACAUGUUAUGACUACGAACUCUACAAAUAAUCAAAAUGAAUCCAUGUCUAAAACUGAAUCAGAAAAUGCAACAUCCCAACCAAAUAUUAUCGGUACAAACACGACUAAUGUAUUAAAUAAGAACGAUAACUCCGACUUAAUUCUAGAAAAUGUUAAUAAUAAUAACUUGCCAAAUAAUGAGAUCAUUGUCACAGAUAUUUCUAAAGACAAAACAAAACAAGAAUUAGAAAAAUAUUUUGAAAUAUUUCCAGGGUUCGCUACUCUAAACUUCAAAGCAGAACGAAAUGAAACGCAAACGGCGUUUAUAAAUUUUGAGGAUUACGAUAAAGCUACGCAGGCCUUGAACUAUUUAAAUAAUUUUAACGAAGAAAAGUCUAAUAACAAUAUUAACUUACUUAUAGGUAAUAAAAUUUCCUUUAAUGUCAUAAAGAAAGACUUGUUCAAUGAAAUACCUAAUUAUACCAUAAACAACAAGAUUGGAAAAGAUCUAUUUUACAUUAGGAAUAAGAGAAAAUAUGGAUCUACUAAUGAAUAUUUAUAAAGAACAACAUUUUUAGUAUUCUUGUUUUGUAUCAUAUAACUUUUAUUUAAUAAACUCUCAAAGAUUAAACAAAAUAUCAAGAUAAUUAUGUAUUAUAAUAAUUUUUUUUUUUUAUAUGGAACUCUCCUAAGGUGAUAUCUUAAUUAUACUAAUUAUAUACCAUACAUAAAAUGCAACAAUAAUUAUAACUUAUUUAUGUUUUAUAUUUUUAACAUUAUAAUUGUAAGUAUUGCCAAAAAAUUAUUUUAUAGAAAAUACUUUAUGGUGUUGACCACCAUCAUUGUUUAAUACUUAAAUAUUCAACAAAUCUUAUAUUCUGUGAUAUGAUCGAAAAACUAUUUAUAUCCUAUUAUGA
Molecule: messenger RNA, 2223 nt
Organism: Gordionus sp. m RMFG-2023
Lineage: Eukaryota; Metazoa; Nematomorpha; Gordioida; Chordodea; Parachordodidae
Exons: 10
Coding region: 273-1868 (531 amino acids)
Molecular function (GO): mRNA binding
Source: RefSeq, a predicted model, not a curated record